This is a messenger RNA of Gigantopelta aegis, 1963 nucleotides long. RefSeq lists its product as uncharacterized. Gene Ontology annotation, cellular component: cytoplasm. The record is from RefSeq and is a predicted model, not a curated record. Gene Ontology annotation, molecular function: protein binding. Gene Ontology annotation, biological process: positive regulation of inflammatory response. The coding region runs from base 46 to 1320 and encodes 424 amino acids. NCBI's taxonomy places the organism in Eukaryota, Metazoa, Mollusca, Gastropoda, Neomphalida, Peltospiridae. The transcript is spliced from 12 exons.
UACAUACAGUAUAGUUAACAACAGUGACAACAAACCAACUGAAAGAUGCCGGGUAAGAAAAAAGGAAAGGGCAAAGGAAAAGGCAAGGGAAAAGGAAAAGGCAAGGGCAAAGGAAAAGGGAAGAAAUCUGUUCAAUCCAGGGAUCUAGUUGUUAUGAAGAACUUGUUGAAGCAGUAUGAUCGCAACUGUGUGUUUACUGGAUCACAGCCGAGUGCUAGUAUAAGACACAUUAUUAAAGAAUGCAUUGAACAGGAAAAAUGUCUAAGCAAAUUUAUAUUAGAGUCAGCAAAUCCGGAACCUGAACACCCUGUAUUAGUCGAACCUCUGCUAGUCGCAUUCCGCCAGAUCCGGUACGACCAAAUGAAGGAUCUCCAUAUAUGGAAUUAUCCAAUGUCAUAUGAAAAUUGUGCAUCUCUUGCAUUGUUAUUAGAGAAACCAUUUUGUAAUAUUCGUCUGCUUGAACUGGUUGACUGUCUGAUUGAGGCCUACUCCAUUAACAGACUCGCCAAAUGUUUUUCAUCUAAUCAGAAUUUGACAACUCUAAAUUUGGAUUAUAAUGAGUUUGGCGAUACAGGAGUAAUGUAUCUGUGUCAGGGACUGCAGGAUAACAGCAGUGUCUUGUCUCUCAGUCUCUGUUUCUGCGGUCUCGGAAUUCCGAGCGGAAGACUCCUUGGAAAGUUGAUUUCCACCACAGCUGUCAGAGAACUCUAUUUGGAUGGGAAUGACCUGGAAUGUGAAGGAACGCUGGAGCUCAUCAAACUCCCCGUUGACCAGGCGGAAAUGGAGGCGUUUCACAGAGCACAGAUCGUGCGACUUGCAGAGGAAGAGAAACUCCGGAAACUGGAAGAAGAAAAAACUAAUCGGUUUAAAGCUGGUACAAGCGGUGAAAGCUCCACAGAGGAUGGAGGGAAAUCAUCUAACACAAGCAAGAAAAAGAAGAAAGGUAAAAAGAAAAAGUCAAAGGGCCCCCCAGCACCGCCUCCUAUAGGACCAUGGAUACACAAGUUACAUUUAGCCGACAAUGGCAUCGAUGGGAUGGGAAAUAAAGGCACCUUCGCCCCAGUGAUCGUCAUGAGAUUGUUCAAGAAAUUGCUGGCACACUCCAUGUGUUUGGAGGAACUCGACCUUGAAGACAACCUGAUAGGUGACCUUGGAGGCCAGGAGUUAAAGAAUGCUCUCACUCUUAGAAAGGAAGCGAAAUUGCCCAGCGUGAAGAUCAGAACGACUCACCGAAUGAGUCCCAACAUCUUCAACUCCAUCGUCAAACUCGGGUCCGGGCUCAGCAAGAAAAAGAAAAAAGGCAAGAAGAAAAAGAAGUAGAAGACUUAGUAAGAUUUUUAUCAAAAUGGAUUCUCUAAACCGGGACUACAAGUCUAGCAUUCUACACACCAGUGUUUGGCGUAAUGGCCAUCACAUAGCAAGGCAACACAUGGUGUUGUCAUUGUCAGUCAAUGUUUUAAGAAUUUUGUUUCAACAGACUCUUUAGUGAAAAUCUGUGCAGACAUAACUAUACAUUGAAAUAUUUUUGAAUAAUGUAAAGUAAUGUGUUUUCUUCUUGUUAGUGAUCAUUGUUUAUAUGCCCAUCUAUAGUGGGUAGUAUUAUGGUGUGGUGUUGUGCGUCCAUUCAUCCGUAUGUCCGUCUGUUAAUUUUUUCUUGUCCGGAUCAUAUCUUGCAUACAGGACCAUCAAACCUCACAUGUAGGAACAACUUGGGAUGGUGGUGUGUUGCGUUCUACUACUAGGUCACUGUGACCUACUUUUCAUGGUCUACUGCACAUAACAAUAAAUCCUUGUUUUGAUCAUAUCUUGCAUACAGAUGAAUACAGGACCAUCAUAUGUCACAUGUAAGAACAACUUGGGAUGGCGGUGUGUUGCGUUCUAUUACUAGGUCAUUGUGACCUACUUUUCACAGUCUACUGCACAUAACAAUAAAUCCUUGUCCAGAUCAUAUCUUGCAUACAGA